Messenger RNA from Tribolium castaneum (red flour beetle), 2182 nucleotides. Its product is annotated as myb/SANT-like DNA-binding domain-containing protein 3. Lineage: Eukaryota; Metazoa; Arthropoda; Insecta; Coleoptera; Tenebrionidae. The coding region runs from base 204 to 899 and encodes 231 amino acids. The transcript has 5 exons. The record is from RefSeq and is a predicted model, not a curated record.
UAACAUCGCCAUCAAAUUGAUCACGGUUUACAUAUGCGUUUUUAAUCAAAUUUUAAUUGUGAUUAACUAAUUCGAAUUAAAUUGACAUUUGACGGGGUUGGCACAACUGAUUAAGUUCAGUGGCUAUUUUCACGAGUGUUUUUAUAAUUUCUCUCCCGUGUGGUCUGUGUGUGCGCUUGUGCAAAUUACAUUUAAAAUUUAAAAUGACGGAGGCAAAAGUGCACCGAGAAAGAACAAAGAACUUUACCGAAAGGGAAAAGGAAAUUGCUCUAGAUAUUAUAAACAGAUAUCAAAACAAAAUAGAAAAUAAAGAAACCGACGGUGUUUCCCAAAAGGAGAGAAAAGACGCAUGGGAAAAGGUGGCUGAAGAAUUUAAUUCAGCAUCAUCAACAGCACCACGAACAGGAAAGCAGAUGAAAGUGCUUUGGUCCAAUUUACGCCGGACAGCUAAAAAAAAUAUUGCUAAAGAAAAUAAAAAAAGAUACUUAGAUGAGACGAAUGAACUGGGAAAUAUAGCAGAGCUUAAACGAAAAAAAAAUGAAGAUAAGAAAAACAUUUCGAAAACUGGGGGUGGAACGUUCGAGAGCCAAUUAACUGACGUGGGGGCUAGAGUCUUAGCAAUGGUCGAGCCACAGGCAAGGCCCUUACCAAAUCUAUUUGAUGAUGACAAUAUUUACCAUAAAGAUAUAGUACUAUUAACUCAAGAUCAGGAAAUAUCCCCUCCUGUCCUGGAACCUGUUGAAGGAUACUCUAAUGUAAAUAUUUCUGAUCUCCCCAUUUACCUUGAAGAUGAAUGUGUUCCCCCAUCCGAAACCGUUUGUGAAGAAAUCCCUACCCACCAGCCACCACGAAAAAAAUACACCCCUUCUAAAAAUAAAUCAAACAAAAAAAACAGUUGAUUUGAAAAGAACACUAUAUUUAAAGCGCAUAAAAUUAGCAAACAUGGAAAUUGAAUUUAAAAAAAAGAUGUACGAAUUAGAAUUAAAAAUUAAAGAAAAAGAGUUGGAAAAAAUUAGCCGAAAUGAUUAAUAAAUAUUGAAAUUUUAUUUGUUUUUUUUUUUCAAUGAAAAUGUGUUCUUAUAAGGGCUGUACGAGCGGCAGUAUUUUCAUUAAUAUUAUUAUUUCUAUGAACAGGUUCAAUUUCAAGUUCUUGAGGUACUUCAACAUCUGGAUCUCUUGGCGGUUCAUUAUCAUUUGUGAAAAUGGCAAUGUUAUGUAACACAGCACAAGCCACAAUAGUUGCUAAUGUAGUGUUCAUUUUAGUCCGCAGUCCCAAUGACAGACAAGAAAAACGACGUUUCAAAACUCCAAAACACCGUUCAAUAGCAUUUCUAGUCGUUCUGUGUGACAAAUUAUAAGCUUCUUCCGCAGCUGUUCUUGGAUUCAGUACUGGAGUUAAAAGAAAGGGACGGCAAGCAUAUCCACUAUCUCCAAGUAGAAAACCAUUUUCAUAUUCACCUCUUUCUAGAUGUGCACAGAGGGAUGAAUCGUUAAAUAUUGUACUAUCGUGGACACUUCCUGGCCACCUCGCGACAAUAUUUCUUAUUUGCAGGUCUGCAUCGCAUACUGCCUGUACAUUAAUUGAAAAAAAUCCCUUCCGAUUACGAAAAAUUUCAGCGUUGGGGCCACCUGGUGAUUCAAUUCUUAUGUGAGAACAGUCUAUUGCACCUAUUACUCUUGGCAUUCUUCUUUUACGAUAAAAUUUUAACUGAACAUUAUGUAGUUCUUCUCUGUUUGGCAUUUUUAUAAAUUAUAGUUUAAGUUGAGCGAUUUUUUGGAUAACACUUUUUAUAACAACACAGACUGUUGACUUAUGUACAGCAACAGUGUCACCCACUAAUUGUUGAAAGGAACCUGUUGCCAAAUACCUCAUUGUAAUUAAAAUCUUAUUUAUUGCAGAUAUCGAUUUGCGUCUUCUAGUUGUAGGUUCUAAAUCAUGACCGAUCAACUCAUGAAGCCAUAAGAUAGUUGCCUUCGAGAAUCUAAAUCUCAUUUUAAAUUCUUCUUCGUCGAAAAUUUCAUAAGGAUUUCUCCUAUCUCUUAUCCCUCGGUAUCUUCUAGGUAUUCUUUCCAUUCUUACUUCAUCCUCAGAAGAAUCAUCAGACGAUGAUGUAGUCGUAAGUGAUACAUCAGACAUCUAAUUGUAAUUUUUUGAAUAAUAAUAAAAUAAUUAAAAAAUGUG